This is a messenger RNA of Astrephomene gubernaculifera, 2427 nucleotides long. Lineage: Eukaryota; Viridiplantae; Chlorophyta; Chlorophyceae; Chlamydomonadales; Astrephomenaceae. The record is from the annotation of a GenBank genome assembly.
GACAAACGUAACAAACGUGUACAAGAUGGCAGACGGCAGGUUGGCUGUGCUUCUUGCGCACCUUGCUCCUAGUCAGCAUCCCUCAUCAUCGCAGCCUGGCCGUCAGCCACUCCCAGGCUUGGGAGAAGUUCCAUGGACAAUUGCUUGCAGCGGUCCGCUCGUAAUUAUCGGCGGUGCCUGCCUAGACAUCCAGGCCCAGCCUAGCAGUGUAGAUGUGCACCGGGGUACCUCCGUUCCCGGCAAGGUUCGUCAGGUCCCGGGCGGAGUGGGUCGCAACCUGGCUGAGGCGCUGAGCGGGCUGCUGCCGCCGCACCGCGCCGCACCGCUGUUCGUGUCGCUGGUGGGGGACGACACGGCGGGGGCGGCGCUGACAGCAUCGCUGAGGAAGCUCAGACUGGACCUGACCCACCUGGUAACCCACCCCGGGGCGACCACUCCCUGCGUGUCGGCGGUACUAGACAGGACCGGCGAGGUGGCCGCCUGUGUGGCCGAUGUGGGGGCCGUGGAGCAGCUGCUGACUCCGGGGCGGCUGGCGGCAUGCAGGCAGCAGAUACAGCAGGCCUGCAUGGUGCUCGCGGAGGCCAACCUCUCCUCCGAGGCCCUCCUGUACGUCAGCCGUACGGCAGCCCUAGCCCGGGUGCCCGUGUUUCUGGAACCCGUGUCGGUGCCCAAGGCAACACGGCUGGCUCCUUCCCUGCCGUACGCCACCUUUGUAUCUCCCAAUGCCGCUGAGUUGAUCAGCCUAGCAGAUGAGGUGCGCAGAUCUGCCGGUCUGCCGCUGCUGCCGCGACCCUCACUACCCGGGGACCCUCCUUCGCUUCCUGCGUUUUCCGGAAGCGGGGGCGGUAGUGCGGAUCACGGGGGCAGCGGUGGGGACGGCAGCGGGGGCAGUAAUGGCAGCGGCAGCGGAGCCGAACCAGCGCACUGCCACGCAGAGGCAGCAGCAGCAGCAGCAGCAGGAGGAGGAGGUGUGAUGCUGGUGGGGGUGGUUCCGGAGCCGGUGGUGGAGUUGCUGCGGCAGCUGGCGGGGUUUGCAGAGGCGGUGUUGUCGCAGGGAACCUCGUGCGUGGUGCUAACCCUUGGGUCGCUCGGCUCCGCCCUCGUUAACCUUUGCGACGCCAACACGGCGGCCGCCGCCGCGCCGCGACCGCCCCUGGAGCCCAUUGACGCCUGCAGCACCCCCCACACCACCGCCACCGUCACCGCUUCCCUCGCCAUUGCUAGCAGCAGCAGCAGCUGCAACUGCCCUAACACCCACUACCAUCACCCUGGCAGCAACCCCGGCACCACCGCUUGCUGCACAUGCAACCCGAGCUGCACCAGCGCCGGAGUUGGGGAACAGCGACUGCCGCCGGGCAUGCAACCCACAGCUGCUCCCGUCGUCCCCGUCCCCGUCCCCGUUCACCCAGCCACCAGCUGCUGUGUUGCCACCAGCUGCAACCCGCACCUCGCCUGCCAGCCAGCCCCGGCGGGGGCGGAUGCCCCUUGCGCUCCCCUGCAGCAUGCCAAUGCAAGCCGGCUACCGGAAGGCCACCAUCGUCCGGAAUGUACGGCAGGUGCUACGGCGAAUCAAGAUCUCGGUCACGCAGCAGCACCGGCAGCAGCAAAAGACGAAGGAGACGACUGGGUGGAGUGCAGCUCACCGGCUUGCUACGCUCAUUGCUUUGUGGAGCCGCCGCCACCCAGCAAACCGGUGCAGGCGGCGCAACAGCAACAGCAGCAGCACCUGCAGCCGGUGCCGGUGCCGCAGGUGCAACAACAGCCGGUGCAACAGCAACAGCAGCAGCAGCAGCAGCUGCAGCCCAUGCAAAUGCGCGUGUCGCCCCCUCCUGCUCCCCCCCUGGCGGCUUCUCCUCCUCCCCAUCCGAGGCACCAGCUGGUGGAGGUAACGCACCUGCGGGCGCUGCCGGCGGAGGUGGCCAGCGUGAACGGAGCGGGAGACACACUGGUCGCGGGGAUGGUGGCGGCGCUGCUGCAGCAGCACCCGCCGGCUCACGCGCUGGCGUACGGCAUGGCUGCAGCCAAGCGAGCAGUGGAGAGCCACCGCAACGUGCCCGAGCUCCUGGAUUUCGCGGCGCUCCGUACGGACGCGGACGCCGUACUGGGGACCAUGCAGCGCCACUUCUUUCCCACCGUGCUGUGAACCCCACCGUGCUGUGAAACCCCCGUGCAGUGAAAGGGGUAAAGAGGGGUAAACAGGAAGAGGCUAACGAACCGUGUCACAUGGCCGUGAGGAGGGGGGAAACCAGAAGAGGCGGAGGGAAGGCGCGGCGCGGCUCGGCAACACGUAAGCAUGCAUGCACACGUGGCCCCCGCUAGUGCUGCCGCUGCUGCUUACUGGGGUCCAAGCAGGUUGGGGUUACCGGGGUUCGUUCCUGGAGGUUGGUAUGUACCGGAUUGUAUGGUAGUGGGUAUCAUGUACGGUCG